CCUUGUGCGGUGCCAUUUUGUGUGUAUAACCCAGGCCGGACAGUCUUGGACCAAAAGAUGCGGUAACGAUAACAGGUUGUAACAAGUCAGAUCCAUAGAAGGUGGUAAUUUCUACAUUUUUAUUUGUGUUAAGUUGUGUAUUUAUGGACAUAGACAAUGAAGUUGGCGGUAGUGUCGGUGUAUAAUGUCUUAUAUCGAGUGAAGGAUCGUUAGCUCACGUUAUGUAAAUCUCACCCAAAUCGUGAUAACAUUCCUACAAAUCAAGUCACAUAUUACCCUUCUGUUAGUUAUAUGGAUUUUAAAUUGUUAGUAAAUACAAACUGAUAUUUAGUAGUUGGUUUUCAGCGAAGCAAACUCGGCCAUGUUGUGCUUUGUUUGCUCUUUAGCUUUUUAGCAGUUUAGCAUUGUAUGUUGCUUUUCAUACUAUAUAUCGCAAGUGUAAUGCUAUAGCAUUUUCCAUAUUGAAUUACUCAUUUCCAUAAUAAAUUAAACCCAGUGUAUCCUUAGUUAACUAGCUAUUAAAUCCAUAAUCACAUUGUUAAUCUCUGAGAGAAAUUCACGAUACUUCAAUCAUGAGAAAUCGACCACGUCGUUUGGUUUCAUCCGCAUUUCAUGGUAUGAUAAUAUUUCAACCAGAUGACAGAGGGAUUAUGGUUUUAAAAGCAAAUCAUUUUGCAAUAGAACAAGAGAGGAACUCAAGUUGGGAAACGGCUCAUAUGAAAAAAACUAAUUUUAAAACAUGAUCCCUGUUCAAUAUCACAUUAAUUGGACUCUAGACUGACUCUCAUGCUGAUACAUGUUGGUGUGCAAUGUUUGUUUCAGGUUCUGAAAAGUUUACUCUGAAUGUGCAAUUGCUUUGUGAUCAUAGUGCUUGAAUGUAUCGUCAAAUAACUGAGUAACUUCUCACCCAUAUACCCACUUUAUGAAGUACGUGGGAGUGUUUUUUUGUUUCUUUUUAAAGGUUAUACAGGAAUUUCUUCUACAGCCCUGGCGAUAACUGGAUUUGGAUAAAGGCCACAAAUGGAGAAAUCUUCUAUGAAGAUUGGCUUUUUUGUUGUUUUUUAAAUCCCCACACACAAUUUUUUUUUAUUUAUUUUUUUAACUAAUUUUUUAAAUCUCCUUACCAAUCUUGAAAUUGCCACAAUGGGCGUGAAGAAAUAGAAGAUCCUCAUCUUUUUGUUCCCCCUACACACACAUGCACAAGAUUUUCAUUCCUGCUUCCCUGGCUGUCGCCUCCAACAUUUAGCUGGAAGAUUUUUGUCCCCUCACACAGCAUUUUAUUUUUUUUUUUUUUUUUUUUUUUCUUCUUUUUCAAAGAAUAGAAAUGGACUUUGCAUCACCAUUUAUUUGUUACAAAGCAAUCUAAGAUGAGCAAGUUUCUCAGUGACGAAAGCCUCUCUCAUCCCAUUCACUCUUAACUCAUCGGUCAAGUGUUCCUUCAGGACAAUUACAGCUUGGAGACGACCCAAAAGACGUACACCUGGUAGACGUCUUACCCACAGCAGUGAGUUUUGUAGCGGCACUUGAAGAGUUCCUGACCAGCAAGAAUAUUCCUGGACCCCAGCCAGCAUGAGCAAUAAGGGAGAUGAUUGCUAUUUCUACUAUUAUUCAACUUGCAGUAAGGGAGAUGCUUGCCCUUUUCGACACUGCGAGGCUGCCAUGGGUAAUGAGACCGUCUGUGGUCUCUGGCAGGAGAACCGGUGCUUUCGCAACAUUUGUAAAUACCGUCACAUGGAAAUAAAGAAAAAUCGCAAAGAAAUACCUUGUUACUGGGAAAAUCAGCCUGGUGGAUGCCAAAAGUCUCAUUGUGCUUUUCACCAUGAGAAGCCACGUUUUAUUGAUGGCCUUUUUGUUGCCCCAGACAAAGGGCCUGUAAUCCGAAAGGAAAGAGAAGAAGAAAUGCCACAGGUCGACCAUGCUUCAUCUCCUCCUGCUAACGUUUCUAGCACAACUAACCCACAGCUCAGAGGGGUCAUUAAGGUGGAGACUCAAGAGAGUGUCCCCAGUCCCACACACCCACCAGUAGUCAUUAAUCCCGUGGAUGAUGAGGAUGAUGAAGAUGUAGAUCAGUUUUCCGAAGAGGGAGAGGAAGCUUCUGGUGUCUCUCCAAAGAAACUGCUCAGCUUUGAAAGAGAUGACUCACUGAAUUUUGGUAUCAAAACACUUGAGGAGAUUAGGCUGGGGAAAGCUCUAAAGGCCAGUCUAAAUAGAGCAGGUCAUCCUUUUGUGCAAGGGUCGGAUUGUUUUGCCUCAAAACGGGGUAGCAAUGGAUCUGGCACAGAGAAGGAAAUAAUUCAAUCUGUUUCACAGAUGGGAGUAGUCAAUACAAUUGAUCCUGCUUUGGGGAAAUCCAGAAAAAGAAAAAUUACUGACAGGCUUGGAAAAAAAUCUGAUGAAGAAAUGGUUGUUGAAGGUGGUCUACAGCUGAAAGGCUCCCUUGCUAAACGCCUUGGUGAAUUUGUUGAUUCCACUGAGGAUAAAAUCAGUAUGCCUCCUGAGAAAGUUUUAGUUGUAAGAUCAGUUCGUGAACGACUUGGAAUUACAUCUGAUGGUAGUGCACCUAAGACACCAAACAGUGAGCCAAAGGGUUCCAGUGAGAUUCGGAUCAAAACUCUUGAGGAGAUUCGUCUAGAGAAAGCUUCUAAAUCUCAGAUGCAGAACAAAGGUGUGGACGUUGUCGCAGAGGCCCUCACAAAUACAUUACCUUCCACCAAAAAGGUAAAUAAGCCUGUCAGUGGGCACAAUGUAAAGACUUUCUCAGAAAUCCUGCAUGAAAAGAAGAAACUCCAGGAGACCAAGGUGGUGCCUCAGCAAGGUACUGCUAGUACUGAGAAAACUGAGGGUUCUUCAAUUACUGGAGUGAACAAACAGCAAGCAGCAGAGAUAAGAGUAAAGACACUUGAAGAGAUUCGUAAAGAAAAAGCUGCCAGAAUGCAAGCAAAGACCCAGGACACCACAAAUGAUGCACCAAGCUCAAGUGAUUCAGUCCCAAAAAGACGAAUUCUUUGCAUUGGCAAGACUGGGUCUGCUAGAUCUCAACAAUUACAGGAUUCGGAGAAGGAAAAGGUGGUGGACUGCCCCAACGAGUCCUCUGUAACAAAUGGAAAGAGCGAAACCUCCAUUCAGGAUGUAACGGUAAAGAGCUUUGAAGAGAUUAUGCGAGAGAAAAAACUUCGGAAGCAGCAGGAGCAGGCUGCAUCUUCUGCCGAGCCAGCUCAAGCUGCCCAGAAACCAAUCCCAGAACUUUGUGAAAAGAAGACUCCUGCAGUCAUCAGACAAGGAAUAAGCAUCCAGGCAAAUUCAUCCCUACAGGAAGCAAUCAGUCAGCAGACCUCUCCUGCUCCUUCUGUAGCACUUCAGAGGAAGUCUCCAGAGUUGCAGAACAUGGAGAACGCUCUGAAUAUAAGCCCUACGAAAUCAUCUGCUUCAAUGGCACCUCCUGUGCAAGUGUCAGAGAUGGCAGAUUCUUCACAAUCACAGGAGCCACACUGGGAGAACACUCAAGGAAUUACCAAGGUGCCCCACAGCAAAUCAGCUGACUUAAAAGUGAGACCCAAACUGAAUGUUAAACCAUCAGUGAUGAGGCCAACUCCUCCGGUGAAACCUGGCCAGAAAAGGAAAACUGCAGGCAUCCAUGGUUCUGCUGUUGCUGCAGUGAAACCUCUCAAUGCUGUCCCUGAUCCUGCUGCUGAGAAGAAAUUCAAGCAGACUCAGUUGUCUGCACCAUCCUGCACACCACUAGAAGUGGAAGCCAGGGUACAUCAGGCAUCAUCUCCUGCUGAGCAGGGCCCACCUGAUCCCCCUUCAGUUCCAAAAAGCCCUGUCAUUAAGACUCCAACCCAAACUCGGCCACGUCGAGCGAGCUUAGCUUCUGCACGUGGCAGUGCUCCUGCAGAAAACUCCUCCACAGUGGAUGAUUUUGAGGACCUUCUGGAUGAAUUUACUGAUGACAGGCUGGAGGAUGAGAUUGAACUGGACCCAGGCAAAGGCGAGGAUGACCUAUUGUUGGAGCUUUCUGAGAUGAUUGACAGCUAAUCGUGACCUUGUGGAAGACUGCUUCUCAUUCACUGAACUGUCAGUAAAUGAUCAUGUAAAAAAAAAAAUCAUGACUUAUUGGGCUAAGGCUUUUCUUUGCCUUUUACAACAAAAAAAUAUAUAUUUUAAACAUUGUUCAAAGUAUGUUUUAGAUUUUUUUUUUAUGUUGUUUACCCUUUUUAGUUUUGUUAUUUUGACUAAACAUUUUAAAUUUCUGCAUAUGUUCUGCAUAAAAUUUACUUCAAUAUUAAAGUCUGUUAUAAAGAUCUCAAAGAAAUUAUUUAUGUAGUUAUAUACAAAAAAAAAUUUGAUCACACUGUACAUUUAUAUCUUGUGUAUGGUAUGUGAAUUCUUUUUUUUAGUACAUGGAACUUGCAGCAAAUAAUGUAACAUUAAUGCAGAAAGUGUUUAUUUGUAUACUGUGUAUGCCUUGGACAAGGGAAAGCUGAUGGAAUGCAAGCGGUAUCUUAAUCAGUGCUCUCAUUUAUGUGAAUUAAUUUCCUGUUUGAAAUUGGAUUUCCUAAAUGUUUAUUGAUGGUGUAUUAUAUUCUUUUAACGACACACUUGUGAGUUUAAACCAGUGUCUUGAAUCUAGAAACGGAUGCUAUAGAUUUGUUUUGAAGUUUUGGACAUUUCAAACCCACUAUAUCUUGUUGCAUAUAUUUUGCUAUAUAUUUGGCUUCAGUUUGAAUCAUUCCCUUUCAAAAUUAUAAAUUGUGUUCCCCUUUUCAGUCCUUAAUUUUCUUAAUGUUUGUAAAGGUUCUCAGGGACUGUUUUAGCUUUCAAAAUAUUUUUUCUACUCAUUUGUGGAUUUAAGUACCUUUUUUCAAACAGAAUACCUUGUCUCUGUACUAUUGUUAGUUAAAACUUGACCUCAAGAUGACACUUAUAACCUAGGUUUGCAAAUUGGAUGAUCAGUUUUGGCAUAUACAUUUUCAGAUUAAUUGCAGCUUUGUGAUGGCUUUAUUAAAAUAUUUUCUAUAAUUACUUUUUCUGUGACAUUAUAAAGCUGUUCAUUGAUGCAACUUUUAUUUUUUUGGUCAUUUUAGUGUAAUUGUUGCCUUUCAGGACUGUUGCCAUGUCACAGCUCCUGAAUUCAAUCUUCUUAAAAUUACACUUUCUCUCGGUCAGUGGGUUUCAGGUGGAUUAGCAACUUUUUGUCCUAAUAGGGAAUGUUUGUUUGUUUGUUUGUAUGGUACACUGGAAUCUCAACCACUCUGUAUUUCUGCCUCUCAUUCAGAGUUUCAGGGAUAGCCACGGUGUCCACCACAGUUCCGAUCAGGAUUCAGUGAUUACUACAGUUAGAAAAAUGGGUGGAUCUUUAACAUAACUUUACUGUCAUUGUGAGAUUGUCAGUAUUUUACAGUGAAUUAAUUGCAAAAUAAAUAUAUGGGAUAUGUUGACUAAUAUAA
Messenger RNA from Silurus meridionalis, 5447 nucleotides. It is a transcript of the gene zc3h11a, whose product is annotated as zinc finger CCCH-type containing 11A. The record is from RefSeq and is a predicted model, not a curated record. Gene Ontology annotation, molecular function: metal ion binding. The transcript has 16 exons. Bases 1570 to 4035 code for a protein of 821 amino acids. Lineage: Eukaryota; Metazoa; Chordata; Actinopteri; Siluriformes; Siluridae.